Xyrichtys novacula (pearly razorfish) is the source of this 6682-nucleotide messenger RNA. The record is from the annotation of a GenBank genome assembly. NCBI's taxonomy places the organism in Eukaryota, Metazoa, Chordata, Actinopteri, Labriformes, Labridae.
AGUGGUUGCUAGGCUAAGGACCCUUGCGUAGUUGUUGUCCAACUUUGUGCCAGUUUAAAUUUUGCGGUACGGAUUACAUUUAGAAAAUAAAAAUCAUAUGUAUCGUUUUUUGUGUACCAUUUAAAAGCUCAGGGUACCUAGACAGAGCUUUCACAUUUGGACGUCAAAACUUUAUUUUAUGUUUUGUUAUUUUUUUGUGAAACGGCGCUUAAUGUAGCUCUUGAAAGAAAGUGAACAACACAAAACUUCAGUUCAACCGUUGAUAACAUUCGUAUCUAUUUUAGCUUUGAAUGUCGGAUUACUUCGAUAAUUCGCACAGAACCACGGUAAAAUAGUCAUUUACCGCCUUUGAAAAUGUUUUACCGUUCCUCUUUUUACUGUUGAUAGACGCCAACAUGAACUCGUACAAUGUUUUGGAGAUGGUGGGAGAGGGCUCGUUUGGUCGAGUUUACAAAGGAAGAAAAAGACACACUGGCCAAGUAAGUAACUUUUUCAGGAGUGGUUAGUUGGUUUUCUAUCUGCUUUUUUACUUUAAAUGCAUUUGUGUUUACCAGGUCGUGGCGAUGAAGUUUAUGCCUAAAACGGGUCGUUCAGAAAAGGAGCUUCGAAGUCUGAAGAGGGAGAUUGAGAUCAUGAGAAACCUUCAACAUCCGAAUAUUGUUCAGAUGUAUGACAGUUUUGAGACUGAAACAGAGGUCUGUGUGCCAAAAAGACUCUAUCUGAUGUUAACAUUUUGACAUAAAGUAGUUCUCUUACCUGUUUUUAAUGUCUGAAACAGGUUGUGGUUGUCACUGAGUAUGCAGAGGGACAGUUAUUCCAGAUACUUGAAGAUGAUGGCCACUUACCAGAAAGCCAGGUAUGAAUCAUUCAUGAAAUGUCCUAUACAUCACAAUCGCUCUCUCUCCCUCUCUCCCUAUCUCUCUGUUUUCCUCCCCAACCCAGCAGGGGCUUGGAUGAGUCGAGCAUGAGUGGUCCUGCUCAAGGUUUCUGCCUGUUAAAAGGAAGUUUUUUCUCGCCUCUCAUGUUAGAUGAGAUGGGCCAAAUCCCAUCUUAGAUUGGUUCUUGAUAAUUCAUCAAACAAUGAGCGUGGUCUAGACCUGCUCUUGUUCUUUGAAAAGCGUCUUGGGAUGACGACUGUUGUGAAUUGGCACUAUAUAAAUAAAAUUUGACUUGAUUUGAUGAUUUGAAAAUAAUCAUGUUGUCAUAUCAUCAUUUGCUCUUUAUAACUAUUUUUAGGUGCGUGAGAUUGCCUGUCAGCUGGUCUUAGCUUUGCAUUAUUUACAUUCCCAUCGUAUCCUCCAUCGUGACAUGAAACCCCAGAACAUACUGUUGGGAAAAAGCGGGGUGGUGAAACUGUGUGACUUUGGGUAAGACAAUAUUGAUUGUAUAAAAAAAAUAAUAAUUGUAUUGAUAAUUUCCACUUAAAUAAUAUCUAUCUAAUAAUCUGUAGGUUUGCUCGGGCCAUGAGCGUCUCCACUUUGGUGCUGACAUCUAUCAAGGGAACCCCUCUGUACAUGUCUCCUGAACUGGUAGAGGAGAAGCCAUAUGACCACACUGCUGAUCUCUGGUCUCUGGGCUGCAUCCUGUAUGAACUCCACACGGGGGCGCCUCCGUUCCACGCUAACUCCAUCUUCCACCUGGUGCAGCUUAUAGUUAAAGACCCUGUCAAGUGGCCUGACAGUAUGAGCCCCACCUGUACGGUAAAGUGCAGCCACAGUCUAGUCUUCUCUGGGUCAAGAAUAGGGUUUCAAAAGACACAGGCCAAAAGUUUAAAGAUUUUGGAUGAUAGAGCAAAAGGUUGUAGUCAAGGUAGGAUCACAGCAAAGAUUUGAUAGCACUGUAGUUAUUUUGGCCAGACUGAAAGAAAAACAUUUUCAAUUAUAAUUUUAUUUUUUUCUGUUAAUGUGUGGCCUGAAAGUAGCCCUGAGUAUCAUGUUUGUCCCUGAUAUCUUAAACAGAGUUUGGGUGUUUCCAGAUCACCCACAGUGAUUACUGCAAGCCUGCUUAUUGUACCAAUAGAUUCAUAGCAUGUAAUUGUGUUGAUGUGUGACAAUCUAUCCACAUUGCUUACUUGACAUUUCCUCUCCAGAAUUUCCUGAAAGGUUUGCUGACCAAAGACCCUCAGAAGCGAUUGUCAUGGCCAGAUCUCUUGCACGACCCAUUUGUAUCUGACGGUGUUCAAGGUAGUGCUAAAGAGCUGUUAUUUUUUCUACAUAUGCCUGUACCUGCUGUGCUACCUGAUGGUACUAUAAUGUUUAAUUUUCACUCUUUUCUCCCCAUAUUGGUGUGUCGGCGCAGUGCUGUCAGACUCAACUGUUUUCAGCCCUCUAACAGUCAAACCCAGCCCAGACAUGCUGGCGUUAAAAUUGAAGCAAGUAGCAGAAAAGACAGUACCCAUCUAUGGAGAAAGCAAGUUGAUACACAAGGUCCAGGAACAGAUAAAGGCUGGUAACAGAGGGAGAUCAGCUGGCAGUGACUCUGCAAAAGUGAGCAUUAAAUGGAUUUUUCUUCCUUGAAUUAGUCAUGUUAAGCUUUACUGUGGAGCCUUAAUCCAUCCUGUCUGUAGUUACAGAAGAAAAAGGGUCUAGUGGAAAAUGAAAGGAUCAACUCCAGGGUCAAACCCCCAUCUUGUGAUGUCUCCGCCACCUUAAGUUACUCUGUAAAGACAGAAGCCAAACAAAGGCUCGAUGCAGAGAAUCAAACCGGCAUGGGAUUCAAAUCCAGGUGUUCAUUUAAGUUCAGAUUUCAUAAACAAAUGGAUAAUAUAUAGGUUCAGUUUUGUGUAUUUCACUACUGUUUUAUUUUAUUUUUUCGCUGUGCAGGGGUCGGAUCAGCAGGGACUAUGAGCAGGAGUUCCCCUCUGUAGAGGUCGGGCCCCGGCUGAUACGGAGAUGUAGCGAGGUUAGACUGCGCAGACUGCUUUUUCAAAAUACAUUAUGAAUUUCUCAUUGAAGAUUGUAGAUAGUAAAGGUUAUUUUUUCUCCUCCAUUCAAACUAUUAUGGUUACAAAGAAAGUGGUCAUUUUCUAUCAGAAACGGUUACCCCACAGCAUCAUUGCUUUCAUUAUCUUCCAGGAUGUUGACACGGAGGAGUACUGGCAGAAACUGGUCCAAGAGUCUGAUCCAAAUAGACAACAACAAGCACCAUUAAAUCUAAGUGCAAUUAUACCUCAACUUCAAUCAAAGAUUGGGGCAUUAACAGCUCAGGUAAUCAGUCACAACUUUUAACCGACCAUGAAUUGAUUUCACCUCAAAGGUAUUUGCAUUUACCCACUUUUUUUUCCUUUCAUCAGCUAACAAGUGGUGAAGUUGAAGAGGUGUGGCAGAUUCAACUACCACUGAGAGUUUUGCACAACCUGAUCCUGACCUCUGACCUUGAGGAGUCAUACCACAUUGGCUGCAAACUUGACCUACCCUAUGUCCUCUUCAAUGUUAUCCAUGAUACAGUAGAGAACCUAAAUGUCAACAAGGUUAAUGUUCACAUAUGGAACCAGAUUCAACUGUUUGUUUCCAUCAACAUUAUCCAUAAUUGUUGGUACUUUUUUUUCUCCUCAGCAACCAUGGAGUGUGGCAGCACUGGAAGAAAUGAUUGUUAUACUUAUCAUCUACUGGGAGAACCACUGUGACUGGGUAGAUGCAGAACAAAGGUUUGACUGUUUUCUCUUUUUUUUAAAGCAGAUUUUUUUCAGUGGCUGAUGACCACACUUCGCAGUCAUUUUUUAACUAUUACAUUUUAUAAACUCCUCUCUUACUGAAGACUGGAAGAGUUCACCAAGUCCUUCAUCACAAUUUUAAGUCAACCAAACCUCAUUCAUCUGGCUGUAAGUACUCAUAGAUGUUAAUAUAAACACAUUAUACUGUGAAUGUUGCCUUUGAUUUUGGUUUUACAUUUACUUUGCCGGUUGCAUAACCAGAUGACUUUGAAUCUCUCCUUCAGCCCCUGGCUGCCUGUGUUUUGUCCUUGUUUGUACAAUAUAAUAUUGAUGUCCAAGUCCAUAUGGACAGUCUCACCUCCUUGCUGAAAAAACUGUUACUGGACUCGUAUGAGGUACGAAAUGUAUGAGAGGAAACUUACAUAUUUGGUAAUGAAUUGACUAUUUUAAAUGCAAGGAAAUCUGACACUGAGUGCUUCUCUUUUUCAGUCUCGGUUCACUGUUCCCUCUGGCUGGGGAUGCUGUGAUGGUCUCCUGUCUUUACUCCUGCACACACUCUCAAAGGUCAGACAUUAGCUCCAAAGUGAAAUAUGAUGGGUUGAAUCCAGAGAUUUAAUUGUCUUUUUUUUUUUCUUUAUAUUUUGUGUUUCCCUUUCCCUGCAGGAGAACAUGUCUGGAUCAGUAGGUUUGGAUCCAGUCCUCUUUCUAGAUCUGUGGAAGAGAAUCGGUACUUCAUUGGCAAGGACAGUAACAGAUACAGACUUUUGUUCAGCGAAUGGUAAACAUGAAUUUACUAUUAAACACGGUGUAAUUCAAUAAACUUUUGGUGAUUUUUAAAUCUGUAUUUUCAUUUUUUUCAAAACCAGGACUGUACUCCUUUCUGUCAACUGCACUGACGGUUUUCACCAAGGAUCCGUACUCAUGUGUUCCAUUGUUUUCUGACUGCCAAUCAAAGUGUGUUUUCACUCUUGGCCGCCUGCUGGGCACUGACUGGUUGGUGUUUGGAUUUCCUGAUUAUUAACUAACUGUUUUGUGUGAACAACACAGCUACCGUGCCUGGAGCUAACAAUAAUAUCUUUAAACCCCACAGCCCUCAUUUGUUUGCUGGAGGCAGUCCUGGGAGACAUGAGGCGGAUCUGAGUCACGACUGCCUGUCUGUACUGAGCUGCCACUUGUUGUGCUUCCCAUUCGCCCUGGACCUGCCUUCAAGCACCAUGUCCACCAUUAUCCAGCUGUAUGACAGUUGUGGUAUUGUUACGAGCCUCCUGCAGGUCAGGGCCUUUACAUGCUCCGAUAGAGACCUUACUGACAAACACGUUUCUCUGAUGCAACACAGGAUAACUCUUGCAACAGGCUCUCAUCAGGCAAACACACCGCUGUACAUCUUAAUGCCUCCUGUGAGAGCAUUGUGUUGUUUGUUGACAGCUGUUUGAUCUGUGACAGGCUGUCUGGAUGAUUUUGUUUUUUCGUGCUUUGGCAGGUAAUUCAAACUCUUCCCCCUCCACUAUUGGAGCUGCCUCUCUCCCUGCUGAGCCGUUUGCUCCUGUGUGACCCCGAGCGCUCUGUUUCCCGCCUCAAAGAAGAUGCUUGUGGAUUUUUCAUGUCAUCUGGAAACGGUCAAGUCAAAAGCCGAGCUCCACUUAACAGAACUGCCUGCUCUCUGCUCUCUGACUUGCUUCAGCUGGAAGAGCUGAGGGAGUCUGCUGUGGAGCUUCUUCAUUUGUUGUCCCGAGUGGCUCGAUUUUCCUCUCUACAUACUUGUUUUGAGCUCCACCUGAAGGCCUCAGUGCUGCACAGGGCACUGGCUCACACUUAUGACCCAAUCAGAGCUGCCACAUGCAGACUUUUGGGAAAUCUGGAUCCGUUUGAGCCCCUCACAAUGCAAACUCUAAAACCUGACGUUUUUAAAAGGAUAGCAAAGUCUCUUCAGGAUUCUUGCUCAUCAGUCAGGCGUAUGGCUUGCAGGGCGGUUGGAAACUGGCUAGGAUACAUUGCAGCAAAGGAAGAGUUUAUAAGAGGUAGGUCCAGUGGAAAGGACAGAGACACAACAGGGUGGGGCGAAAAAGAGAGGCAAAAUAAACAUACAUGUUCACACAGUAAGACUGUAGGAGAUUUGGCGAGUGGUACUGGAGUAGCAAUAGCAGUAUCAGAUGCAGACGAGGAGGAAAUGAGCAGGUGGCUAGAAGAAGCCAGAAGAACAGCAGCCAUAUUGGUGCCUCUUCUUUCUGACCCUGACGCCCUCACACGUCGUCACUGCUGUGCCGCACUGGGAAACCUGCUUCAUGUUGAAGGGACUGUGUCUCUGUUGUUGGAGGAGAAAGUGACAAACUUACUUCUGAAAGCGGCGUGCAGUGAUCCAAACAAUACAGUGAGACAAGCUGCCAUAGCAACCCUGUCUCUGUACAGCCAGCAGGAUGCAACACAUCAGGUAAAGAGAUGAGGUGGAGAGCAGAGUCACAAUUACAAGAAGUCUGUUUAUGACUGAGUUACAUAAAACUUUUUUGUUACUUUAUUAUAAAAUCACAGUGCUGCUACAAUAGUGUAUUACGUUUCUGAAAGUACUAAAACAGCGCACAUUAUUUGCUUGCUUACUCAUCCCUGGAGCUGUCUUUGGUUUUGACCAUUUAACGCAUUUAUUUAUUUUUGAAAUAAAUAAAGACUGUCCUUAUUCUAUUGCAUAUUUUGAAGUGAUUCAGUAAAUAAGUCCCUCUUUAGUUACACCUCUGAGCACAUAAUGGUACACCAAACACUUACACAGGUAACUUUCAAAUCACUUUUGUCUCUAUUGCAGGUCCUGGUAGACGUGAACGCCAGCAGAAAACUCCGCCUGGCUUCACAGCAUGCUUCUUCUUCCUCUCAGUGUGACUAUGAGCAGCUCAUUGCACAGCUGUCACAAAGUCUUGUUCAACGGGAGUAAGAGCAGACUUUGUCACCUGAAAACGCUUUCCUUUUCUUUACACCAAGCGAGUAAUCGCAUUUGCAGUGUAAACCUCAAACUUUCCAGUCAAAAUGUUGAAAAAUAAAAGUUUU